Closterium sp. Yama58-4 is the source of this 1139-nucleotide messenger RNA. Lineage: Eukaryota; Viridiplantae; Streptophyta; Zygnematophyceae; Desmidiales; Closteriaceae. The record is from the annotation of a GenBank genome assembly.
AGACGCCAGUGGGUGAAUGGAUCUCCUCCCUCACCCGGCGAGGCAUCAGAGAGAUCUCGAUCGCGGGGGACUCGCACCACCGCAUGCUUGCCGCCCACCUCUUCUACAUGCUGUCGGGCGAGGCCGACCUGGCGAACCGGAAGGGGCGGCAUGAUUUGGCGUUUGUGGCGCGGAACGGGAGGAACGAGACGCUGAGGAUUAACUUCUACUGGGUGGAUGGCAUCUACCAUAACGGCGAAUUCGGCUGCACGCACAGAGGGGCCUUCUCGCAGCACUACGACUCCUUCCCCAACAUCUCCCUCUCAAGUGACGUCAUCAUCAUCAACAGUGGCUAUUGGGCUGGCAAGCGUUGUUUGCAUCCGCUCACCGCCCUCCGCACCCACCUCCCUCAAUACCUCGCCUGGGCCCAGUCCCAAGCCACCGCCGCUGCUGCUGCUGCUUCUGCCUCCCAAGCCUCCUCUGCUGCUGCUGCUGCAUCUGACACAAGCCUUGGUGAUUCCUCUCCUGCUGGUUCAGACCCGAGUGGUUCAGCCCCCCUUUCUGGUGGUGCAUUCUCGUCGCCUGUCUCUCCAGCACCAAGCGGGGCCAGCCUGAGGGGGGCUUCAGCAGCUGCUGUCACCAGGCAGUCAGGAACAACACGUGGUGGUGAUAGGGCAGAACGCCUGUUACGCGGUAACACGACAAGCAGCAGCACCACCACUACCGUCGAUGUCAAAAGGGCAGCAGUCAUGGGCACGAGUCGCCGGGUUCGGCUGAUCAUGCGCUCUGCACCGCCAGUGCCCAACGGCGGGGACAGCUGCAACAUUGCCAGCCGCAUCUACGAAGGCCCCGCCACCAACCUCUUUCUCUCCGCUGCUAACCGCCUGACCAAACACCUGAUUGACCAGGUGAACGCUGGCAGUUCUGGUGGUGGUGGUGGUGGUCCUGGUAUGGCUGGUAGAGCUGUCCCCCAUAUUGAGUUCUUUGACAGCUGGCAAGUGGAGGCGCCGCGGUUUAUGGAUGUGUGUCCUCGCGAUCAUCACUUCCACUGCUACGGAUCGGAUGGGAGGGGGAAGGUGGUGAUGAGAGGCGAUGUUGGGGAAGCUGUUGUGAGGUCCCUGAUUCAUUACAUAGAGCAUGGGGGGGAGCGAGGGGACUGA